Messenger RNA from Pedinophyceae sp. YPF-701, 528 nucleotides. Lineage: Eukaryota; Viridiplantae; Chlorophyta; Pedinophyceae. The record is from the annotation of a GenBank genome assembly.
AUGGGCGUGGACCGCCUCCAGCUGGUCACGGUCGCAGCCGGAGCAGUUGCAGUUGGCGUAUCGGUGCUGUUCCGCCACGGGACGCGGCACGCGGGCAGGCCAGGAUCCGCCAUGGUCGCACCGGUUGCGUCGGACCACGGCAAGCGCGACGCCAUGGAGGCAUCAGUUCUCGCGCUGCCGCCGCACGUGCCGCCGGCCGCGGACGCCGAGCACAGCCAGACGGAGCUUGACACGCAGCGGGCGCUCCCCGUCGCGGGCCACGACGAGCGGCCGGGCCCGCACCACGCGGUGGCGGCAUCCGUGUCGCGCAUGUCGCUCGGGCUGGUCAUGGAGGACGUGGUGAAGAACAUGCUCGCGCUGGACGAGGACAGCGAGCGCGAGCGGCUCGCGCAGGAGAUCGCGGAGAGGGCGGUGGCGCUGGCGGUGGCGGACCUGGACGACCCGGCGAAGCAGCCGGGGGCGCUGGAGAGCGAGCGCGCGAGCAAGGUCAUCGGGGCGUUCAUCGAGCAGGGGCUCAACAUGUGGUAG